AGUUUGUACUGACACGUCACCCUGGCGUGUUCGAAAAUUACGCUAUCGUGAUUUAUGGAUAACUUUUCUUCGAAGCUCGAAGCGGUGGAAUCUACCGUUGGAAUCGUAUUGGAUAACUAAUUUACCAUGGCUUUGACACUGAUUCUGAGGAGAACGUUCAGAUGUCGAUCAUUCAAAAGAACAGUGAUAUUUGCGGUUGUCAUCUUGGUUCAAGUGUGGUUGGCAAUUCCGGUUCUUUUCGGACAGCGCGGGGACAUUUGGCCGCAAAAAUUCGAUAUUGUUUUUCCUCAGAAUUUCCAAGCCCCUUUUGUCCCUCUGGUUAUUUUUAGCUCCUACAGACCAAAGUAUUUGGAAAGGACAUUGGAGUCAAUAUCCUCGUCUGGGAGUAUCGUUCCAUCUACUCCUUGUUUGUUCAUUCUCCACCACACUAAGGCCUCAUCAAUGGAGGACAUAAAUGAGACGUACAAGGUCCUUGGUAAAAUCACAUUUUGUAGAAAACUUGUGUGGACGUUUGGAAAUGAGGAAGAAGAACGUAGCCCAGAAGUCUUAAAGACUCAUUGGUGGAAUACUAUGAUAAAAGUAUUUGAUGAACAUGGUAAGGUGAUAACUCAUCCAUGUUGAUAAUUAAUGCAAGCCUACAGUGUUGUAUUUUCCUAAUUUAAUGCUGGUAGGUGGGUAAGGUGAUGUCUGAAAUCGAGCCAAGUGGCCCAUCCAGCUGGUGCUUAUCCUGUUUUCCCUAACAAAAUGCAACAAGAAGGAUUACUAAUCCCUCCUGAAUGGGAUACCAGUAUAUCACAAGGUUACCCUCAGCUUUUUGUCUGGCUUCUCUGAAAAUUUUCUGCUAUUCAGAAGGAUGUUUGUGUUUGUGUUCUUGGGCAAGACACUUUAUUCUCAUGGUGUGUCUCUCCACCCAAGAGUAAAAAUGGGUACCAGCCAGCUCUCAGAGGAAUCUGAAGAAAUGCUGGGGUUGACUUGUAAUGACCCAGCAGACUGAGCCAACUCUAAAAACCUCAUGUGAUUAACCCUAGUUAGGAAGCAAUAUUAAUGCAAUCUUUCAGGGGGGUCUAAAGAUCAUUUCCAUCACUUGCAACUGAUGUAAAAUUUGCUCUAUUGCUCAAUGUCAGCCCAAAGUAACUUCUUGUUUGGUAAUUUGGAAAAUAUUUCUUCCAUUUUUACCACAUAUUACUUGAUAGUAUGCGAAACCUUGCCCUUCAUCAAUAUAAUAUUCAUGAUUGGUUAGCCCAGGGUUCUAAAGUAGUAGUUUAUACCAUAAUCUAAAAAUUAAAUGACAUGUAUGUCCAAAAUUGUAAUGGUUCUCUUUUUACUUCAGAUGCAUUCCAGUUAAAGCACAAUGAAACUUUCAGUGGAGAUGUACUGUUCGUUGAGGAUGACUUAGUUGUUGCACCAGAUUUUAUGGAAGUGAUGUGGUACUCCCUCCUUGUCAAAAACUCUGUCCCCAACAUCCACUUUAGCACACUGCAAGGUGUAGGAGAAGAGAAUUUAGUAGAUCAUCAACCAGAUGCCUUUGUUGUGAGCGAGGUGCCACUUGUUCAAAGCAUUGGUUAUGCAUUUAACACGUCAAUGUGGGAGUAUAUCAAGACAUUUCAGGAGGAUGCUUUAGGACAUGCCGAAAAAGACUGGCCCCUUUAUCUAGGUUUAAUGCUUCUAUACAAUAGGAAUUCAACAAUUUUCAGGAUUGUUUCACCAACCAUAAGUCGUAUCUGGCAUGUAGGUGAUAAUGAUCUUGGUUCCAGUGCUGAUCCUGGUGCAAGCAGUAAAUAUAAACCUGAUCAACUUCCUCCAUGGAAACGUGCUCGAGAGCGGCGCUAUCUUAACAGAGAUAAGGCAAAUGUUUUACCAGGAGUCAGAGACAUGCAUGGACGACUGUGCCAUCCAUGUGAAAUGGAGUCAAGGACGUACAAAUUUUCUCGGGGAAGCUAUAACUGCCGUUGUCUUUGUCCAACAAGCAAUUUACAGAAAUACGUCAAUUGGCAAAUGGCAGCAUUUGUGCCAGAUGUCAAUCAAGGAAUGCAUUGUACUCUGGUGUCACAUUUGAUGACAAUGGUUGUGUUUGUAUUUGUUGGUAUUUUGUUGUUUGUUUAUUUGAUGUCCUCACGCUGAUCAUUCCUCCAUAUAGCGUUAAAAAAAAAAUCUUGGAAUGAAUAAAGAUCAAUUCAGUACUUAUUUUUAACCCUACCUAAACUUACAGAAGGGCCAAAGUUUGAUGCCCUGGUUAUUUCCUGAAAUGCUUUACUCUUUUGCUCCCAAGAUAUUCUUGGUAAUUCUCCUUACUGUCCUCCAUACCAUUCUUAUAAUGCUAGUUUGGAGAUUUUGGUAUUGGAUCAACUGAUAAUCCCCUAAUUGAUAUUUUUCUUUAUUCUCAUUAUGUGUCUGCCUGAUUUGUAUUGAUAUUGUGAGGAGAAAUUCUUUCUUGGUCACUCAUAGGAGGUAAAGGGUGAAGAAGAAAGAAUUAGGUCACAUUUAAAAGUAGAUAACACCAGAGUUUGUUGUGUAGUUUGUUUACAGUAUACAUUAUUUCAAAACGAAAAUAUUCCUUGUAUACUCUUGAUCGGAGACAAGCUCAGAAAGUUCUGGGAAUGUGGACUCAUCUGUCAUAAAUAAAUGUGAAGUCAAUUUA
Pocillopora meandrina is the source of this 2638-nucleotide messenger RNA. Lineage: Eukaryota; Metazoa; Cnidaria; Anthozoa; Scleractinia; Pocilloporidae. The record is from the annotation of a GenBank genome assembly.